AUGGCGAGCUUGGUCGAGAAUGAGGGUGCCACUUCUGGCAACAAACUCGAGCCUCUUCAGUUUGAAAAACAAGACAGCAGCGCCAAGCGAAUUCGGGAUGCUAUCCAGGCAGGCUCUGAGGAUAUUAUCGGCGAACUCUUGAACAAACACCCUAGAAAUAUUGAAGAACUGGACUCGGAAGGCCGCACACUUUUGCAUAUCGCCGUCGAAAAUAACAAGCCGUUCAUCAUUCCCCUGCUCCUAGACCAUGGCGCCAACAUCGAGGGGCACGAUGGCGACGGCAGGACUGUCCUUCACCGAGCCGCUAUGCAAGGAACAGUCAACGUCACUCGCAUACUGCUGGAACGCGGAGCCAACGUUGAAGCCGUUUCCAAAAAGGCGAGAAACCGUUAUGGCUUGCGCACUACAGCCCUGUACGAAGCUGUGCGACGCAGUGAUAUUACUCUGACGCAACUGCUACUCGACAACGGCGCGGAUGCCGAUGCCACGCCCGGCGCGACAGACCAGCAGCAACCACGAAUUCCCUUGCCGCUUAGAGGUGGCGGACGGCUUCCAGGCAUCCUGGGAGAAUGGGCCAACGCUCCCCGUGCCCUUCCACCCCCACGUGAUGAUCCGUUUAAGAUGGCUGCCUGUCAAAUCUUCGACGUAACCAUGAUGGAGUUCCAUCUAUAUGGCCAUGAGAAUGAGAAGCGCUACUCUAAGUCCGCCUCCAUAUACGAGCUUCUCUAUGGAAUUGGGCCUCAGGCUACCCGUGAAUCAGAAAGACCAAAGGAGCUAAUGGGCCGGAGACCUGACUUCACGUGGUACCACAUCCCUGCUAAUAACGAGGAGGUUGAAGAGAUUGGAACAUUUCAGACACCAGAACUGUCCCUGGCAUCAUUCACCACAGUCCAAGAGUGGUCCUACCCCGACACAGCCUGA
This is a messenger RNA of Parascedosporium putredinis, 921 nucleotides long. NCBI's taxonomy places the organism in Eukaryota, Fungi, Ascomycota, Sordariomycetes, Microascales, Microascaceae. The record is from the annotation of a GenBank genome assembly.